AUGGGUUUAGUGGUUGACCCAGUUGAAAAGCUGACUGAGGAACAGUGGUCACUUGUUAAAGUUCGAUCUGUACAGCAGGGAGAAUCAGCUCAACCCUGUGCAAUAUGUAAAGAAGCAUUUCAUCUCAAGCCACAGGUCUUGCUGUCUUGUUCGCACAUCUUCCACAGAGCUUGUGUCCAGACGUUUGAAAAGUUUUCAAGGCAAAAGUGUUGCCCCGUGUGCAGAAAACAGAGCUAUGAGACACGGGUGAUCCAUGAUGCAGCAAACCUUUUUCGACACCAGUGUGCCACCAGGAUACAAGCCUGGUGGCGAGGACAUACUAUUAGAAACUGGUACACAAAUGUCAAGAAAUCCAUAUGUCCAAAAGACAAACUUCUCCGACAUAGAUUUUUUGUAGGAAAGCGUGUCCUGGAGAGAAUGACGCACCACGUGACAACUCUGCUUUAA
Molecule: messenger RNA, 447 nt
Organism: Knipowitschia caucasica
Lineage: Eukaryota; Metazoa; Chordata; Actinopteri; Gobiiformes; Gobiidae
Source: the annotation of a GenBank genome assembly